GUCACUUUGUGUGUGUCCCGUCGUCAUGUUAUGUUAUGAGUGACUCAAACAAACCUAAAACAACAAAACAACAAAAACCCAGACUUCUUGCUUAAUUGACUGGUAAACAUUAUGUUUACUUAACACAGAAGAGAACCUCAAAAUAACAUGAUUUGUAAGUAAAACCGAUAUAACUCAAUUAUGAUAUUAAAAUGAGUUCAUUGUUUCACAAUGUGCUGUCAAGAAGCAAAGACUCGCUUCUUAAAGAAUCACUACAAAAUCAGUUGGUUGCCUGUGUAAAGGAUAUUCAGCUGGACCAUGCUCACAGUGGAAAGUUUCAAAACAGCAAUGAAGCGGCAGAAGCCUUUUGCACCGUGCUCGAGGCAAUCUUCCUUCAUGGCAUCAAGGAAUCACUGGUUGACAAAAUGGUCUUGGCAAUGGGGGAUCCCGAUACUAGACCUGAACCUAACUUCUGGCCUUUCCUUCUUGUGUUUUCUCACAGGGAACUCAUUGACCAGAUCACAGGACUUAAUUUUAUCUCAACUGACGUCGGGAGGUGCAGAGCAUGGCUAAGACUUGCCCUCAACGAAGCACUACUGACAAGUUACAUGCAGUCUAUGCUGUCUCAGAGAAGCUCCCUCAGUUCUUUCUACAAACGAGCAGCCUAUCUUCGAGAUAAGGAGCUUUUAGAUAUGUCUGUUACACUAGUAUCCGGUGUGGAAGCUUAUCCUUUCAAUCUGGCCAGCAACUCCAGUCUGUUGAACAUGUGGACUAACCAGCCGUUGCUAAUGGCAGGUAUUUGGAGUCCAGCAAUGAAGAACUGCCCGAUCUCUAGUGGCACGGAUAUUGCCCAGUCACUUACUAACGAAGACUUACGAAUCGCUGAAGAUUCUGUCAGUUCUGUUGUAUCUGGUUCCUUUUACGAAUCCUCUCUCGGUUCUAAUCCCUUUGACGAAAAUGAAGCGUUAAAGAUAAUAUUAGGCUGCAAGACUACUCAAGGUCAAGAUGGGUUUAUCAAAAACGAUAUAGAAAGUGGUUAUGAUAUUUCACACAGUGAAGAGAAUGCUCAACGUAUGGAUAAGUGGGUAGAAGAAACUAAAGUUAGCUCUGGCAAUGAAAAUCCCAUGGAAGAAAGUAAAGUGGAAGAUACAAAAGAGAUAGAACAAAGCAAAAGUAGUAAAUGUGAGUCAGAACACUCUAAAGAUAAAGUACGACAUGAAGAAUGCAUCAAACCAACAGAAAACAAAGACGAGAAAAAACAAAUAUUGCAGAGUUAUAAUUCAUUAGUAGAAAGCUAUAACAAAUUAUCAACUACAUCCUCCAAAGUUCCAGAUCUACAAGAUUUACUACAGAAAUUCCAGUCACCCAAUGAUACCUCUCCAUCUACCUCUGAACAACCAUCACAUCCCACCAGUGACCCACUCCUAGAGGAGCCAAAUGAAAAGUUAGAUUUUGAAGUGGUAUCUGACAACAUAGAGCAAACCGAAAUGCCUGAUUUCAAAAUACUUAUUCAGUAUAUCACCAGGAUAUCCAUAGAGAUGGGGUUGGACUCACAAAACUACAAAUGUACAACUUGCUCUCAUUAUAUUGGUAUAAACUUUGGCCCUGCAAAAGUUUGUGGGUUGAGUGGAAAGUAUUUCUGCUCCGACUGUUUCUCAGACCAUUUGACAGAAGAGAAUUGUAUCAUCCCAGCCCGAGUCAUCUACAACUGGGAUUUCAGGCCAUAUACAGUAUCUCAGAAAGCAGCUAAGUUUCUAAAACAGAUAGAAAUCUAUCCUCUCUUUGAUUUGAGCUUGAUAAACCCGAAAAUCUAUGGAGCAGUCCCAGAAAUGGCACGGUUAAAGGAAUUGCGUGUGCGAUUACGUUUCCUAAGUGCCUACCUAUUAACUUGCCGAGAGAAUCCCAUCCAGACACUACAAAAACAAAUUUGGCCAAGGGAGUAUUUGUAUGAGAAGGAUCAUCUUUAUUCUCUUUGGGAUCUCAUCCAAGUAUCUACUGGUCAGUUAGAGUCACUUCUGCAAGGAUGUAUUGAAUCAUCUCGUACCCAUGUAAUGUCCUGCUCACACUGCUCACUAAGAGGCUACAUCUGCGAAAUAUGCAAUAAUCCAAAAAUCAUCUUCCCAUUCGAUCUUGACACUACUUAUCGAUGCAAAAACUGCAAUGCUGUAUAUCACUCCGAGUGCCUUAGAGCGGGCCAGCUUUGCCCCAAAUGUCUACGGAUACAACAAAGAUUGACCUCUCAAAACGACCUUAACCCUCCUGUAGAUCCACUCUGACCCCCUUCUAUGGACUUCUCUCUCUAUAUGUAGUAAUUAUUUUUAGUUUGUUAAAUCAUUUUUUGAAUAGUUUAUCAUUGUUAUAAUGUAUUUAUCGUAAUGUUUAUUUUAAUUGAUUAUCACAAUUUUACCAUGGACUUAGUCAGUAUCAAUUUUAAGGAGUCUAAUUGUAGCUGUAUAAAGUGUACAAAAGGUAUUUGUCUCAAGGAUCAGUCAAGUUAGUGACUAGUGUGUGUGUGUGUGUGUGUGAGAGAGAGAGAGAGAGAAAGACGGAGGGAUAAAUAUGUGAGAAUGUACCAUUUGGGGUGUGUAACAGCUUGUUCAUUUCAUCAGCUUGUAAUUCAUUGUUUAUUUGUUUCAAUUAAAUAUCAGCCCUUUUUUAAAUUAAUGUGUAGUAUUAAUAUUUUUAAAAUGAUUUUAUUAUACAGGGUGUUUCCAAAUUGUCUGGACAUAUUUUGUGAACUUGUUCCUUGGGUUAAGAUAAACAUAAAUGCCGUAUAAGUUAGAUUUCUGUUUUGUCAGUCUGUUUGUGAUUUUUAAGAAUUAUUUUAUAUCUUACGCAUUUUUCAAGAUAGAAACUUCAAAAUUAGUAUAAAUGUGUAUUUUAGUAGGUAAAAAGAGCUUACAAAGUUGACAAGCAACCGAGUUAUCAGUUUUCUUUUACAUUCGGUUACACUUAAUAGGAUCCAAUCCAUAAUGUUUAUUAUGAUUGUUAUUUUAUAGAGCCGUAUGGUAGUCCUAUUAAAUUGCUUAACCGAAUGUAGAAAAAAAAACUAAUAACUCAGUUGUUUGUCAUCUGAUUUUAACAAACAAGGUCUCAUUUGAUUUGGAUUUAAAUUUUCUAUCUUUUUUAUCUGAAAAACAAUUUUCUUAAUAUUUACAGUUUUCAUGAAAUUUGGCAUUACAGAUUUUAAAUGGCUGCCAUAUUGAAACGGCUUGAGAUAUAGGAACGAAACUUUGUACGCUCUAUUUACCUACUAAAAUACACAUUUAUACCAAUUUUGAAAUUUGUAUCUUGAAAAAUGCCUAAGAUAUUAAAUAGUUCUUAAAAAUCACAAAUAGACUGACAAACAUAAAUCUAGGCAUUUUAGACCCAUACUUAUAUGUCAUUUUAUGUUUGUCUUAGCCCAAGGAACAA
This is a messenger RNA of Macrosteles quadrilineatus (aster leafhopper), 3393 nucleotides long. RefSeq names its product pleckstrin homology domain-containing family M member 1 (gene Plekhm1). The record is from RefSeq and is a predicted model, not a curated record. Lineage: Eukaryota; Metazoa; Arthropoda; Insecta; Hemiptera; Cicadellidae. The coding region runs from base 192 to 2255 and encodes 687 amino acids. The transcript is spliced from 10 exons.